This is a messenger RNA of Brassica oleracea var. oleracea, 3284 nucleotides long. RefSeq lists its product as uncharacterized. The record is from RefSeq and is a predicted model, not a curated record. The coding region runs from base 140 to 3124 and encodes 994 amino acids. The transcript is spliced from 8 exons. NCBI's taxonomy places the organism in Eukaryota, Viridiplantae, Streptophyta, Magnoliopsida, Brassicales, Brassicaceae.
CUUUCCGCGCCUAAAUUCUGUCUUUCCCUCUUCUCCUCACUUUCGCGUACAAGUUCGUGUGUCGACAAAUCAAUCCCGACCAAAUUGUUUAAGAAAGGAGAUUACUUUUGGUCGGAAUUUCGUCAGUGGAUGAAUCGAUAUGACUAAAGAUCACAACUUUUCGGAGAAUCAAGACACCCAGCCGAUUGAUUCUCUUCCCUCUUCCCCUUCCGACUCUGGUGAAGAGAAAGAUGGUUUCUUUGGGAAUCUUGGCGAUGAGUUUAUGAACGACACUGUACCUUUCGAGGACGAUGCUUGGAUCAAUGAUGAGUUUAUGGAGACUCAGGUCAUAGACAACGACGAGUUUCUUCUCUGUCGCGAAACUCAAGCUGUGGAUUUGGGGUUUCAAACUCAAGAAGAACCAUUUGUAGAGGAUGAGCAGUUACUCCAAGGUUUUGAUGGCUUGGCUAAACAGGUGCUGGAUCCUUCUGAUGAAGAUAGUGAUGGUGUUGAUGUUACUGUUUUCUUGGUGGACAACCGCGAGGUCUCUGAUUGUGGUGACUCGAGCAGUAGAAGAAAGCUGUUAUCAAGUGAAGAUAAGAGUAGAGAGCGUGCUGAUGAGAACAUGAAACCAAUGGGUGCCCUUGAUGCUUCGUCGAGUGGACAUGAAAACGUUAAGCCAACGGGAAAGGUGGCCAGGUUCGCUUCGGUUCGUUCAGCAGCUUUUCGUGCUUCUGCUGUUUCAGCCCAGAAGCUUCUCAACAGAGACAGUCCUACUUUAGCCAGCUGCCAUUCUUCUGGUCAAGGAGCCACAACUAGUUCCCUUCUACAACAACAUUUUGGAGAAGUAGGGAAUCAGAACUGUCCUCCCAAUACGUUUGUUGAAAAGAAAAAUGAAGGGAAAAGAACAGCGAGAAAGCUUUUAUUUGAGGAUGAUUCGCCUGAAGAAAACUGCCCUUCUCCUGGUUUGAGUUAUAUAGACUCUCAAGAGCCUGGUGAGGCAUCACAGGCCAGUGCUCUUAAAUUUGUUGAUAAACUCAUUAGUGAGUCUGGUCUAAACUUUGAUGUUGAAGCUGAAGCUGAUUAUGGAAGGAGAACAGAAGAAAAAUUAGACAAAAUCUCAAGUGUUAAAGGUCCACUAGAAUUAGCAAAGAAAGCAAGUUACAAAGCGAGAGCUCUUGGAAACAGUAUGUUCGAGUGGGAUGAUAAUCGUGAGGAUGAAGGAGGUGGCGAUAUUUGUCUUAGAAGAAAAGAAGAACUUUUUGGAGUUGCUAGUAAAGCACAAAGACGUUCUUCCGUGCCAAGAGAACAGAGAAGGGAACUUGAAGUUUCAGUGGAUAAAAGUCAAAGAAGGGCUCAUUCUGAUUCCAGACUGUUGCAGCGUUGUGUGACUAGGGGCCCAAAGAUGAUUCAAGCUGCUAAAAAGAAUCUCGAUAAAGAGUUAGAUGCAGUUUCCGAGGAAGGUUAUAAUAGAAUAUCUGAUAUGCGUGACUUGGUAGAGUUAGGGUAUGAGACACAAGUGGCCGCUGAAGCUGUUGAUGCUGUGCGCUCUGGUGGUCGCAGCAAAGUUAAUGGUGAGGCUAGUCCAGGAAAUAAACUGUCACCGGGAGAAGAGAGAGUGAUUACUAGACAAUCCAAGGGAACUAAGAGGAUUCAAGCUAUGGGUAAAGAGGAAUUGUUGAGAAGAAGGAUGAAUAAGGCUAGUCCGAGUCCUGCUAAAGCUUGCAGGAAGAGUAUUGAAAGGUCUUUACAGAGUGACCAGCUUGACAAGGGAGGUCCAUACUGCUCGAAGAGAAGGAUUGUCUAUACUGCUCCACGAGAGAGUAGAGAUAAUCUUGUUGAUGAGAUGGAUGAAGUUUCCAAGGAAAGUAAAACAAGAAUGUUUAAUAGGCGAGAAGAGGUAGAAGCAGGCCCUGAUACGCAGAUGGCUGCUGAAGUGAUCAGUGCUCUGCACUCUGGAGACGCCAGGGAUGAGGCUAAGAAAUCGUCACGUGGAGUUGUUACCAGAAAAUCCAAGAGACUUAAGGGGAUUCAAGCUGUAGAUGAUGAUAUUGAAUCGUUGAAACCAAAAACCAAGAAGGCUAAAUCAGUUCUUGUCAAGGCUUAUUCAAAGAAUGAGAAACUUGAUUUGCCAGAUGAAGUUGUUGUGUCUAAGCUACUUAAGCAACCAAGCAGAGGUGAAGCAGAUGUGUUGAGUUAUCCCAAGCGGAGAAGGUCAGCUCGUUUCUUGCAAGAUCAGGUUAACGAGGCAGAGAGGAGUUCAGAACCCGAUUUUGACACUCCAGUUAAGUCUAAGGAGCCUUCAAAGAAUGUAUCACCUAUAUGCAUGGGCGAUGAGUAUCCUAGACUUUCUUGCAAGGAUUCACGAACAUCAAACACUACAAGGGAGUUCCGUAACUUGACCUCACCAUUGAUGGAACCUGUUCCCGAGACAAAGAGUACAAGGAAGCGAAGAGAUUUAGGUAGUGUACGUGUCUUGUUCAGCCAGCAUCUUGAUGAAGAUGUGACCAAGCAUCAGAAGAAGAUUUUGGCUAGGUUUGAUAUCUCGGAAGCAUCUUCCAUGACAGAGGCAACACAUUUUGUAGCGGAUAACUUUACGCGCACAAGGAACAUGCUUGAGGCAAUCGCUUCAGGGAAGCCAGUGGUGACUACACAGUGGCUCGAAAGCAUCGAUCAAGUGAAUAUUUAUGUUGACGAGGAUCUUUACAUACUCAGAGACUCGAAGAAGGAGAAGGAGUUCGGUUUCAACAUGGGGGUUUCUUUGGCUCGUGCACGACAGAAUCCGCUACUAAAGGGAAGAAGGGUCUUUAUAACCCCAAAUACAAAGCCUGGUUUGAACACAAUCACAACUUUGGUUAAGGCAGUUCAUGGACAGCCUGUAGAAAGAGUUGGAAGAUCUGUCCUGAGCGACGAGAAGGUCCCAGAGAAUCUUCUAGUUUUAUCAUGUGAAGAGGAUCGAGAUAUCAGCAUACCAUUUCUAGAAAGAGGGGCUGAGGUGUAUAGCUCUGAGUUAGUGCUGAAUGGGAUAGUUACUCAAAAACUAGAGUACGAGAGGUACCGUCUCUUCACUGAUCAUGUUAGGAGAACAAGGUCAACGAUAUGGAUCAGAGACGGCAAAGGAAAGUUCCAACGCCGUAGAGGGUGAAGGAAGAAAUGUGAUCAAACUAUUCCUUUAUGAAAGCUCCUCUGUUUUAGAUACACUUUAUUAGAAAGUCGUUGUAUAUGUAAUAUACUAAUAUGUUGCUGUCUUUGGCUUCAACUCUUGUAAUUAUAUACUCUGCUUCGAAUUGCUUAAACUUUUCUAA